Molecule: messenger RNA, 1380 nt
Organism: Nannizzia gypsea CBS 118893
Lineage: Eukaryota; Fungi; Ascomycota; Eurotiomycetes; Onygenales; Arthrodermataceae
Exons: 5
Coding region: 1-1380 (459 amino acids)
Source: RefSeq, a predicted model, not a curated record
AUGGCAUACUACGAACCUCAGGGAUGGCAGGCUCCCAUGCGCCAGGCCUCCUGGGAAGCUUCGGCGCCUCCUUCACGGUCAGGCACUAGCUCAACCGUCCAGAGAGAACCCGAGACCAACGCCUUCGCUUCUCAAUUCGAUGAGGUGGAGCGAGCCAUCGAUAACCUGUCGAAGAGCGGGAAGACCUUUGGUGGUCUGCCUCGUCGGGACUCCAUGCCGAUGAUGAUGGGUCGACCAUACGAUUUCACCGAUCCCCGUGCUAUGGGCCCCAUGGCACCGUCCCGUCACCAUUCAAUUGGCGACUAUGACGGCAUGCGUCCGCACUCGGCCUCGAACCUGCAAGGCUUCUAUGCCGCUCAACGUUUCCAGGCCCGUCCGAACGAGACCGAACAGAUGAUCCAGGCGAAGCGUCGACUGGCUGCCCAGCGCGAGAGGGAGCUACGCAACUACCACCAAGAACAGCAAUACAAUCGAAGCCUUCUUGCCGAUAUCUCAGGGGACAAAUCCGACCGAUCCAUGAGCCCAGCGGCCAUGACCGAAGAGAGUCGCCGUGACCUGAUUGCCCGUCAGCACCGUGCUCUCUACGGCAACGACUCCGCGCUCCAGUCUCCCAAUGCUGGACCGGGCGACGAUUCCCACUCGCAGGCAGCCGGCACUCCGACAACCGGCAUCCCCAGCGGCCGCGGAGCCUCACCUCGAGGCGUCGACCCCUUUCUAGGAGGCCAGGCGCACGCCACCGACAGCCAGACGCAGCAAGCCACCUCGGGAGCGGGUGUGCCAUCCUCUGUGGCUCCUCGCACUCGCUCUCCGACUGCGACAGCCUCUCCGCCCUCAAACACGAACCAGGGCUCGACGUACGGUGUCUUUGAACCCAGCCAGCCACCCACCUCUUCCCCCACUGGCAAGGGAACCACUGACUCCUCCCCAUCCCGCGUAGGUCCCAUUGGCUCUCGUCCUGCCCAGCAGCAGCAGCAGCAGGCGCAAGCUCAACACCAGCCUCAGCAGCAACAGCAGCAGCAACAACAACCACCAACUAACCAGAGCCCCAACCCAUCUCUCAGCUUGCGUUCAACCACCCCUCUCCCUUCGCCGCUUAGCUACGGCUUCUCGCCCAACGACGACAGCGGCAGCGGUACCAACAACGGCGGCACCAACAACGGCAACGGCAACGGCCAUGGCCACGGCACCGGGAACGGCAACGGCACGGACGCGGGAGCCGGCAGUGCAACCCAAUCGAGCUCCGCGGCGGCAACCAACCGAUCUGCAUCGGGGAACAACAGCACCAGCCAGUCCAUGAAGGAAUCGUCCCCCACCGUCGGACUUGGCUGGGGAUGGCGCGGCAAGAACCAGCUCGGCGUCCAGGCUUCCGUCUGGGGAUGA